Molecule: messenger RNA, 1722 nt
Organism: Aegilops tauschii subsp. strangulata
Lineage: Eukaryota; Viridiplantae; Streptophyta; Magnoliopsida; Poales; Poaceae
Source: RefSeq, a predicted model, not a curated record
AUGUUCUGGGAUGACAUUAUUAAAGGUGUUGGUCAAGAAUUUGAUAACGUGAAGGAUUUCCGAGCUCAGUUGUGCAAGUAUUCCAUCGCGAAAGGAUUUGCGUACCGGUUCAUAAAAAAUGAAACCACCAGAGUCACUGUGAAGUGUGUUGGGGAUGGCUGCACCUGGAGAUUGCAUGCAUCCGAGUCAUCUCGUAGCAAGAAGUUUGUUAUCAAGAAAAUGACUGAUGUGCACACAUGUGGAGGAGAAGGUGGAGAGGGUCAGCGGCGAGCAACAAGGCAGUGGCUGACUACCAUCAUUAAGGAGAAACUGCGUGUGAACGCAUCACUCAAGCCGAAGGACCUUGUCAAAGAAAUAUAUGAAGAAUAUGGAGUUCUGCUGACCUAUUCACAGGUUUGGCGAGGUAGAGAAGUGGCACAGAAGGAGAUGUUUCAUGUUAUGAGGGAGACAUUUGGCCAUUUGCCCUGGUACCGUGACAGACUUUUUCAGACUAACCCAGGGAGCUCACUUGAAUUGUCUCAGACAGUGGAUACACGCCGUGUUUUUAUCGCAUUCCAUGCUUCUUUGCACGGAUUUGCAAAUGGGUGCAGGCCCCUCCUUUUUCUUGACAAGGUUCCGCUCAAGGCGACAAAUGAGUACAAGUUGCUGGUUGCGGCUGCAGUUGAUGCAGAUGAUGGUGUCUUUCCAGUGGCAUUUAAUGUGGUUGAAGAUGAAAGUUAUGACAGCUGGGUUUGGUUCUUGAUGCAGCUGAGGAUUGCUCUCCAAUAUCACAGCUACCCAUUCAAUGCUAUGACAUUCUUGUCCAAUGGACAAAAGGGUCUGGAUGCUGCUGUUCCACAUGUGUUUGAAGAUAGCCACCAUGCCUUCUGUUUACAUCAUAUCAUGGAGGAAUUCAGAGGAGAACUGAGGAAGGGACCAUGGUCGCAACAGAUAAGAGAUGCGAUGGUCGAGGAUUUUACUCGUGCGGCCGAAGCAUGCAGCAUUGAUGAGUUUAAUGCAUCAAUUGAGAGCAUAAGGAAUAUAUCCACUGAAGCUGCCGACUGGAUCAUUGCGAGUAAGCCAGAGCAUUGGUCAGAUGCUGUCUUCACAGGCUGCCGGUAUGACCAUUUCUCAUCAAACAUUGUUGAUGCAUUUAAUAACUGGAUACCAACAAAGAAGGAGGGGUCCAUGGUGCUGAUGAUAGACUCUCUGAGAAUAAAAAUAGCGGAGAUAAUGGAAGCAAGGCGUGAGGCCUGCAAGUCAUGGGAAGGGCCUUUAACACCUUCCAUGGAUUUCAAAGCGCAGGGUGAGAUGUCGAAGGCUAGUAAGCUGACCGUGCUGUGCUCUUCCGAGACUGUGUUUGAAGUGCGGGGCAGCGGUAUUUUUGUUGUUAAUCUUGCAAAUUGGGAAUGCACAUGUCGGAGGUGGCAACUUUCUGGCCUCCCUUGUAUGCAUGCUGUUGCUGUGUUUAGCAGGAUUGGACGAUCUUUCUACGACUACUGUUCCAAGUUUUUUAAAAUAGAGAGCUACCAUAUGGCAUACUCAGGAACAAUCCUCCCAAUUCCUGACAUGGAUACCUUUGAUUUUAGUGCUGGGGCAACGAUCCCACCUCCCAAGCCACGCACAUCAGAUAAACCGAGAAGAAAGAGGUUUAAUCCCAACAAGGUAACCACUCUUAUACGGCUCUGUAGCAGGUGCAAGCAGGCAGGCCACAACAAGGCAACAUGUGAAGCCCUUCUGUAG